AUGUCUUGUAGUAACAACUUUUUCCGUAAUUUUUCAAAAAUUGUUACAAAUUACAUCUUAACAAUGAGGCAGCAUAGAGUGUAUCAUAACGAAAUUAACAAAUCCUCAAAAAUAGGGAAGCAUAUAAAUAAUGGGAUUAAUAAACAGAGUAAUAAUAAUAUUAUUAACAGGAGAAAUAUCAGCACCUCAAAAAUAAAAAGCGGUAAUAAAAUGAAUAUGAUAUUAUAUAAAAAACAUGGUCAACAUCUUUUAAAAAACCCAGGUAUUUUAGAUAAAAUUAUAUUUGCAGCAAAUAUAAAAAGCUCAGAUGUAGUACUAGAAAUUGGUUGUGGUACGGGUAACUUAACAAUUAAAUUGUUACCAAUAGCUAAAAAAGUAAUUACUAUAGAUAUUGAUUCCAGAAUGAUAAAUGAAGUUAAAAAAAGAUGCCUUUAUGAAGGCUAUAACAAUUUAGAGAUAUAUGAAGGGGAUGCUAUUAAAACAGUUUUCCCUAAAUUUGAUAUAUGUACUGCUAAUAUUCCAUAUAAGAUAUCAAGUCCACUUAUUUUUAAAUUAAUAGCACAUAGACCGUUAUUUAAAUGCGCUGUAUUGAUGUUUCAAAAGGAAUUUGCUGAAAGAAUGCUUGCUAACGUAGGCGAUAGCAAAUAUAGUAGACUAACAGUUAAUGUAAAACUUUUUUGUAAAGUCAUUAAAAUAUUUAAUGUAGAUAGAAGUAGCUUUAACCCACCACCAAAAGUGGAUAGUAUUAUUUUGAAACUUAUUCCAAAGGAAAAUAAUUUCCUUGUAAAUUUUGAUGAGUGGGAUAAUUUAUUAAGAAUUUGUUUUAGUAGAAAAAGAAAAACACUGCAUGCUAUUUUUAAAAGAAAUGCAAUAUUAAAUAUGUUAGAACAUAAUUAUAAAAAUAGCUGUACUUUUAAUAAAAUUGUUCCAAUUAAUUACCCUUUUAAAAAAUACUGCCUUGAUAUUUUAAAAGAUAUAAAUAUGUGUGAAAAGAGAAGUGUCAAUUUAGAAGAAAAUGAUUUUCUAAAAUUGUUACUAGAAUUUAAUAAAAAAGGGAUACACUUUUUCAACAUUUCCAGUAUUAAGACUAGUGAAAUGAGCAAUGUUUUUUUCAAUGAUGAAGAGGGAGAAAUGAGCGAAGAAGAAGUAAAUGACGACCAUAUUGACCAAGGGUGA
Molecule: messenger RNA, 1176 nt
Organism: Plasmodium malariae
Lineage: Eukaryota; Apicomplexa; Aconoidasida; Haemosporida; Plasmodiidae
Product: dimethyladenosine transferase, putative
Exons: 1
Coding region: 1-1176 (391 amino acids)
Biological process (GO): rRNA methylation
Cellular component (GO): mitochondrial matrix
Molecular function (GO): rRNA (adenine-N6,N6-)-dimethyltransferase activity
Source: RefSeq, a predicted model, not a curated record